CGCCACCAACGAUGAGUGAAGAGAAGGUAAGCACCCUGCCAGACGAGGUGAAGGAUCUACUGGAGUGUCUAAAAGAGGGGAGCGCAAAAUUCCAGCAACAUUUAGCAGAGCUGAAGGAGUACCUACAAAAGGAUCGAAUCAAAAACACGAAUACCUUAGUGCAGUAUAUUCUAAAAAACAUACAUGCGAGUGGUUUUCAGAAAAACGCAUGCUACUUCUUAGCAGAUGUAAUAGUAUACAUUCAAAGUGUAAAUAAAAUUCCAAAGAAAUAUGAGUUGGACUGUGUAGAUGUAGGACUGACUUUGCAUAAACACGAAACGAGACAAAUAUGGGUCGAUGAGGAUUAUGACGAGGUAUAUCCUCAGUGUAGAAUACGAAUCCAGGAUGAUAAGUUAAGAAGGUUUAAUACCAAAGAUUACAGAAAGGAUCUCAUAAGGACAUGCACAAAGAAUGUAAAUUAUAUGGAAAUAAUGUAUGUCCUUAGUAGGAACAUGUCCCCACGAAAUGGGUAUGUCUUAUUCAACAACAUUUUGCAUAAGUCUGAAAUCAGCUAUCGUUAUAAAUUGCUCUCCUUGGAAUAUUUUGCUCAUGUAGUUAACAAAAUAGCUUUGGAAAGAGCAAAAUAUAUUGCACAGAUGCUUCCCCUAGUAUUAGGGAAAUUCUAUAGUAUAGAUGGAAAACCAUACUACAACGACAAUGUAACCAGCAUAGACGUGCUCAUUUCUAUGUGUAAAUUUUCGAAUGUUCUUUGUGAUCAAUCGAUUAAGACACAGGAAGAUGAUAAACAGGACGUGGCUUUACACUCAAUCAUAGCUUUCAUUAUGAAAGUAAUAAGUUAUCACAAUAAAGAAUUACCAAUAAAUAAAAAUAUAGAAAAGAUGAUAAAAUACAUACACUAUGAUCAUUUGGAGUAUGAGAAAUGUGUUGAGAUUUACUCCACUUUAUCUUCAAAUUUAUAUCAGGAUAGGAGAGAAAAGAUGGUGAAGGAUUGUCUGUCAGCUCUCCUAUGGAGACUAAGCAUAAUUAACUCUAACAUACCACGCAUUUUAGAAAAUGUCAAUAUAUUAAUGCCAAAUGCAAAAGCAUGUGCUUUGGAAAAUUCUACCUUAGAAAUUUCUAUCCUCUGCUACCUCAUAUUUGUAGAAAAAAUAAAUGAAUUGUGCUUCCCUAAAAUAUACUCAGAGUUGUAUCUCUUCAAUUUGAUGAUCCGAAAUAGUUACAAUUUACUUCUAUGCAUUCCGGAGGCAGAUGAGGACGUUAAACAUAAUUUGUUAAUCAAGGCUUAUCACCUCAUCUGCCUUUGUGCCGUCCUAUCCAAUAUUAUUCAAAAGAGAGAUGGAACAGUUUUCUCAAAUAUUUACAACUUCAGAUGGAGACCAUUAGAAUUUCUACAAACAGUACAUCGAACUAUUCAUGAUCAUAGAACAUUCAAAAUGUAUUCCAAGACUGUAUACAAUGCUGUAUGUAUAAUCAUGAGGAAUUUCAAAUGGGAUAUUUUGUACUCAUUAUAUUACAAGCUACUUAAUGAAUCCCUUCCGGACAACGCCCGUAGUUUAAUUGCCGCAUUUGUAAAGGAUGAAAUGCACAAAGAAAUGGUUCGUGUUGUUAAAAAGGCAGAAAUGAUAAAACAGGAAUUUCUUUACAAAAAUGAAGAAUUUGAAAAUAUGCUUAACCAAGCUAUCCAAGAGGAAAGAAAUAAAUCUUCCACUCCGGCUGUUACCUCUUUUGGAGAAAAUACACAACUAGCCAAAAUAAAAGAAGUAGCUGAAGAAAUAAAUAAAUUGGGGACACAAGUAAAAAAUAUUAUCUACAUCCUCAUGAGUGAAGAAUCUGUACUACUCAACGUGGAUGCCAUCACUGUCGUCCUGAACAUUAUCAAAAUGAUUUUAUUGAAUAAAAAUUUGAAACCCUUUUACAAUUUCAUCGUAAAUGUGGAACAACCCUCUGCUUGUUUUCUGCAAAGCAAAAUUAAACAUUUCCACACACAAAUUAAGUUGGAGAAGGCUAUACUUGAAAGGGAAAAGAAGGAGGAUGCCAAUUCCAUUUUUUACACCAACGUGAAUGGGGACUCACGUGGUCGCGGGCCUAACCAGGAAGAGGUGACUUACCAGGACACGGAUGUUAGCAUGAAUGAGCUGGAGAUCAUCGUUAUGCUUCUGGGAGACGUUGAGGCGAGCAUCGACAGCAUCAAAGCGUCGCAGAGUU
Messenger RNA from Plasmodium cynomolgi strain B, 2205 nucleotides. RefSeq lists its product as hypothetical. The record is from RefSeq and is a predicted model, not a curated record. The annotation marks the transcript as partial. The transcript has a single exon. Lineage: Eukaryota; Apicomplexa; Aconoidasida; Haemosporida; Plasmodiidae.